Quercus lobata is the source of this 2232-nucleotide messenger RNA. It is a transcript of the gene SIP1, whose product is annotated as SOS3-interacting protein 1. Gene Ontology annotation, biological process: protein phosphorylation; signal transduction. The transcript has 2 exons. The coding region runs from base 661 to 2034 and encodes 457 amino acids. Gene Ontology annotation, molecular function: protein serine/threonine kinase activity; ATP binding. NCBI's taxonomy places the organism in Eukaryota, Viridiplantae, Streptophyta, Magnoliopsida, Fagales, Fagaceae. The record is from RefSeq and is a predicted model, not a curated record.
UUUGAUAUUGCUAACUUUUGUUUUCAAAAAACAAAGUGGGGUCCACAUGCUACAACCUUAACCUAUGAGUCUAUGACCUAUCAGCUUUAUUUUAUUUUAUUUAUUUACGUAGAUUUUUUGUUCAAGGACUUAGGUGUUGCCUUAACUGAAAGUAAAAAUUGUAGUAAUAAAAAUAAAAUCUCCUAAAUUUUGAGAAUUGGGUAUCCCCGGCCUCAGCCCCAGGUGCUUCUUCGCAGAACCAAGGGUCUAAGGUUUCCAAUUUUAUUGAUUUUGAAUUUCCAAUCGCGCACACUUUCAGCAUUCUCUAGUUGGAUCUUUUGCUGAAAGAGAGAACGGAGAACCCAGGGAAUGCUGAAAGAUGUGCCUGACUGUUCAGGAUUCUGUUUCCAAAGCCAAGGAUAUUGACUCUUCGAUAGAGCUAUCCUUCUUUAUUCGUGAUGAGACUGGAAUUAUAAAUAAGAGUCCAUCUGCUCUUGGUUCCAAAAAGACCGAGGGGCCUACUUGUCAUUGUAGAAUGACUGUUGAUGAUCUUUCUGAAGAUGGUUGAGUGCUUAUACUGAUUAUAACUCCUGCACUGUAAAUCAAAUAAGUUGUGUUAGCAGGAGUAGGGUUGAGUUUUUGUGUAUUAGCGUAUUAGGUAUUUAGGUGUUGAAGCUUGGAAUGGAAAAUUCAUCGAACGUGUUGUUGAAAAGAUAUGAAUUAGGGAGAUUACUAGGCCAAGGAACCUUUGCCAAGGUUUAUUAUGCAAGGAGUAUAGGAACAAAUCAAAGUGUGGCCAUUAAGGUAAUAGACAAAGAAAAGAUUAUGAAGGUUGCGCUCAUUGAUCAGAUCAAACGAGAAAUAUCUAUUAUGAGACUGGUUAGACACCCUAACAUUAUACAUCUCUAUGAGGUCAUGGCCACCAAGACUAAGAUUUACUUUGUUGUGGAAUAUGCUAAAGGUGGUGAGCUAUUUAACAAGGUGUCUAAAGGAAAGCUAAAGGAGGAUGUUGCACGGAGAUAUUUUCAGCAGCUGAUCAAUGCAGUUGAUUUCUGUCACAGUCGAGGUGUUUAUCACCGGGAUAUAAAGCCUGAGAAUCUAUUACUAGAUGAGAAUGACAAUCUAAAGGUCUCUGAUUUUGGGUUAAGUGCCCUCACUGAAUCAAAGCGCCAAGAUGGGCUACUCCAUACCACUUGUGGCACUCCUGCUUAUGUUGCUCCUGAAGUCAUUAACAGGAAAGGCUACGAUGGGGCCAAAGCUGAUAUAUGGUCUUGUGGGGUGGUUUUGUAUGUCUUAUUGGCAGGUUAUCUCCCAUUCCAUGACUCAAAUUUGAUGGAGAUGUAUAGAAAGAUUGGCAAAGCAGAAUAUAGGUGCCCUAAUUGGUUCCCCCCGGAAGUGCGCAGGCUGCUGUCCAAAAUGUUGGACCCAAACCCCAACACUAGGGCUUCCAUGGCCAAGAUUAGGGAAAGUUCUUGGUUCAGAAAAGGAUUGAGCUCUAAACGUACUUCACCUGAAAGGAAAAGCAAGGGUGUGAGUCCUGAUAUGGAUGCUUCUGUUCCCUGUGAGAGUAGCAGCAUGGCUAGUGAUUCAAAGCAAGAGUCAGCUAAACCUUCAAGCUUGAAUGCUUUUGAUAUUAUUUCCCAUUCUGCCGGGUUUGAUCUGUCUGGUUUAUUUGGGGAAGAUCAUCGAAGGAAAGAAGCAAGAUUUGCUUCCAGCAAGCCUGCUUUGGUCAUUAUCUCUAAGCUGGAAGAAAUUGGUAAGCGACUAAAGAUGAAAGUGAUGAAGAAGGAGGCAGGUUUUUUGAAAUUGGAGGGACUGAAGGAAGGUAGGAAUGGGAUCUUGUCCAUUGAUGCAGAGAUCUUUGAGGUCACUCCGUCUCUUCAUUUGGUGGAAGUGAAGAAAGCAAAUGGGGAUACCUUAGAAUAUCAGCAAGUAUUUACAGAAAACAUAAGACCUGCUCUCAAGGAUAUUGUUUGGGUUUGGCAAGGUGAGCAGCCACCACAGCAACUGCAAGAGCAGCAGGAGCAACAGCAACAACAGCAGGACCAGCAUUAGCAACAAGAACAAUGAGAAUACAAUUCCAUAUUUCCCAUGGCCUCAUAUGCCUGUUUGUAUAUUUGAUAAUCUGCCCUUUUAUGUUUUUGUUGUUGUUGUCAUAAACUCUCGAGUCUUUGUUGUAUGUGUUUGAUCUUUUCCAACGGAUAAUGUGAUUUUCCUUUUUGAUUAUUACUAUACAGGUGCCUAAUUACAUGA